CCAUCUUGUUAUUGUUGUGGUGGACUGUACCAGCUGUUGACAGUGUGGUUACCUGGAGGCUUGGGAUCACUUCAGGGUGUUGUACUGACUUAUUGUGGUGAUACACAGCCACAUAUUGAGAGACGGGGAGUCCAGACUGUAAUGGAGAUAGCACGCUCCCUCUUUGGGAACCGUGCCCCAGACGGUUACACAGAUGGCACCACACACGUCCAUAUUGAGACCGCUGCUGAUGAUGAUGACAAUGAUGAUGUGUUCUUGCCAGACACUCCUGAGGGUCUGAGUACAGGUAUAAGAAUUGGGAGUUGUGUAACAGAACCAUGCUCGGGAGGCCCCUUCUCCGCCAUCACUCCGUCCAUGUGGCCGCAGGACAUCCUCACCAAGCUCUCUCAGCAAGACCACCACCAUGACCCUAACCACCAGCCAGAUUAUAGGUUCGAUGAGUUUGGGUUUCGUGUAGAGGAAGAAGACGGGCCAGAGCAGAACAGCAAGAAACUCCUGAGUCAACCUUUUGUAGAGGAUCCUCAACACAGAUUACAGUGGAUAGCAUAUCUGGAGUUCAGUCACAGUGAUGAGGUUGGUGAGCUGACAUGGGAACAUGUGGAUGUACGGUUACCUCGGACUGACAAGCUGCGUGGGAUGGUCAGGGCAGGAGUCCCACACUCCCUCCGUCCACAACUGUGGAUGAGGCUGUCCGGUGCUCUUCAGAAGCAGCAGCAGUCAGAUAUCUCAUACCGGGAGGUGGUCAAGGCCUCCAGUAAUGAUGCGCUCAUGACAAGUAAACAGAUAGAGAAGGAUCUGCUACGUACUAUGCCCACCAGUGCUUGCUUCUCUCAGUUCACCUCUACUGGCAUCCCUCGCCUAAGACGGGUGUUACGUGCGUUGGCCUGGUUGUACCCAGACAUUGGGUACUGCCAGGGCACGGGGAUGGUGGCUGCAUCCCUCCUGCUGUUCUUAGAGGAGGAGGAGGCUUUCUGGGUCAUGUGUACAAUAGUAGAAGACCUCCUGCCUGCCUCCUACUACUCCUCCACACUUCUGGGUGUGCAAGCAGAUCAGAGAGUCCUGGCUGCCUUGGUGUCCACCUAUCUGCCGGGUGUUGAGUCAGUGGUGCGGGAACACGACAUAGAACUGUCGCUGAUAACGCUACACUGGUUUGUGACGGUGUUUGCGUCGGUGCUGCAUAUGAAGAUCCUCCUCCGAGUGUGGGAUCUCUUCUUCCUGGAUGGAUCAAUUGUCCUCUUCCAGGUCACUCUUGCCAUGCUCAAGAUUAAAGAAGCAGAACUUCGCAGCUUGGAAAAUUCUGCACAGAUAUUCAACGCACUCUCGGAUAUUCCUGGUGACGUUGAUGAUGUAGAAUGUUUGUUUAAGGUAAUGGAGAAUGUGUGUGGAAGCUUAACAGAUGUAAUGGUUGAGACCCACCGGCGACGACACCUUGCAUACCUGAUGGCUGAUCACGGAGCCCUCAUCAACCCAGACCAUUCAACCAAUCUUCCUAAACAGCAUCUUAAUAGACGACAAGUGAGCAAAAGUAAAUCAAUGUUGGAGAUCAUUUUAUUUGGAGAUGACAGAAACGCAGACGACCUUCGCAACAAAAACAUCCGCCAGACAGAGCUGCUGGUGGAUCUGAGAGAGGCUAUACUACAAGUUGGCAGACACUUCCAAGGCAUCGAGCCAAACUUCACCUCUGCUACACUUACGCCAGAUUACUCCUUAGAAUCUCAUGCACAUGAUCUUCCCAAUUUUUUGGCCACAGCAAGGUCCAGACAUAGACGAGCUAAAGCAUUGCUUGAUUUUGAACGGCAUGACGAUGAUGAGUUGGGUUUUCGUAAAAAUGACAUCAUCACCAUUAUAUCCCAGCGUGAUGAGCACUGCUGGAUUGGAGAGCUUAAUGGUUUGAGAGGAUGGUUUCCUGCCAAGUUUGUGGAGGUUCUAGAUGAGCGCAGUAAAGAGUACAGCCGUGCUGGGGAUGAUGCCAUCAAUGCCUUAGUGACAGACCUAGUAAGAGGAACUCUCUGCCCAGCACUGAAGGCCAUUCUUCAACAUGGGAUGCGGCAAACUUCACUCUUAGGAGGGCCGUGUCAUCCCUGGUUGUUCAUCGAGGAGUCGGCAGCUCGGGAAGUGGAGCGAGAUUUCUCCUCUGUGUACUCUCGCCUGGUUCUCUGCCGUACAUUCCGACUGGAUGAAGAUGGCAAAGUGCUGACCCCAGAAGAGCUACUCUACCGAUGUGUACAAGCAAUCAACAUGAGUCAUGAUGCAGUACAUGCACAGAUGGACGUUAAACUGCGCUCAUUGAUCUGUCUGGGACUCAAUGAACAGGUUCUGCAUCUGUGGUUAGAGGUGCUAUGUUCAAGUGCGGACGUGGUUGAACGAUGGUAUCAACCGUGGUCCUUCCUUAGGUCUCCGGGCUGGGUGCAGAUUAAAUGUGAGCUUCGUGUAUUGGCUCAGUUUCCUUUCACCCUCAAUCCAGACUGGGAACUGCCGCCACCUCCUAACCAAGACCAGAGACCACUGCGCGAAGGUGUGCGUGACAUGCUAGUGAAGCACCACCUCUUCUCCUGGGAUCUGUAGUAUACGUAGAAACAGUAGCUCUGUUUCCAAGGGGUUACUUGUACCAUCACUGGAAUCUAAACCCUCUCGCAGGGGUUUUAGUCCAACAAAAAAAUUAUGACAAAUUUCUAAAACAUUUGAAUCAUGAUGGGAAAGUACAACAAAUAUUGAAAGACAGGAAUCAGAAAUUCACACAUAACAUUCCAACAAGGAUCUCCACUAAGUUAAGACAAAACAGAAUCUCUCUCUAUAAGGAAUAUGAUCUCCCCUACUGUACACAAAAAUAACAUUAUAAUUUUUCUUUUCAUAAAUACCGUAUUACCAUUUACAGCAUUUGUAUUUCUGAUUUGUAAGAUUCAGUGCAGAUUGACCUACAAAGUCCAUAUUUCUAAUUUACAUUUUUAAGUCGUGAAAAAAUGAUUAAUACAAUGAGGGAUCCAGCCCCCAGGUCCAAUGUGAUGGGUAAGGUGUCACUGUCCCAUGGCACAAGAUCUGACCUUACAUUACCUCGAGCCUUACAACCACCUGAUGAACACACUAACUGGAACAACCACAUGAUGAACACACUAAACAGAACAACCACCUGAUGAACACACUUAACAGAACAACCACCUGAUGAACACACUUAAUGAAGAAACCACAUGAUGAACACACUAACUGCACUUACUGGAACAACCACAUUAGGAUCACACUUAAUGGAACAACCACAUGAUAAAUACACUUAAUGGAACAACCACAUGAUGAACACACCCCCUCAAUGGAACAAAGAGCCGAUAUUUAUAUGUAAUUGUCUGCUCUGGAAAUUCCCAACCCCCUACACACUAACCCUCCACUUAACUAGCUCUGGAUCCCUCCCUGUACUAGUAGGUAACUUACACUUGAUUGCCAUUAGGGUGAAUUUAUUUUUCAUGUCAACUUAAAGGGUUUUAUUGGUCAUCUGUUUAUUAUAUACUUUUGUGAUCCUGAAUCAGUAGAAAUAUUGAAGUUGAGAUGAAAACUUUUGUGAGCUUGAAUACUGAGUCAGGUUCUUACACAUACCCUUCGUCUUGGGAAAGCUGUAUAUGUGAUGAGGAUUUUUUUUUUAUCUAUCUAAAUGACCAUUGGUUAUAGGUCAAAUGAGUAACCAUUAAUAUUGGGGACUGUUGGGAUUGGAGCUCAUUAUGACUGGGGGGCUGGGGUGUAUUAGCAUGUGUCCCUCUUCCUUGUAGUUUGCAUAGGACCCAUUAGUUCAGUCACUAUGUCCAUUCGCUUUGGAAAAAUAUAAUUGUGAUAGAUCAUACUAAUCUUAAUUUUAAUAUCUGCCAUGGUAGGUUUAUGUAGAUGAAGACAUGGGGAAGUGUGUGUGUGGAAUGUUCUUACUUGAUGUUCCAGCACUUUUCUGUCACUUUCUACACCUGUCUUGUGCUGCUUUCCUAUACACUUUUCCCCCUUUUUUUAGUUGUCUGUUUCCAUGAUUCACCCUACACAGACAUGGACAAGGAGUAAGAAUAAUAGAUUAAGUCGAUAAAAUCCCUAAUCCCUUAAUAUUUCAAGUAACAAUUUACAUUUGAAGAUAAAAUGGUAAUUUCAGAGGUACAAAGGGGCAUGAUACAUAUUUUGAGUACAUGUGGACACAGAAGACAUUAAGAGUGUGUGCUGUAUAAGGUAAAAAACAACAACAUUAGUGCCAUGUUAGCUGUGAACAUCUAAUGUAACCCAUAAACAAUGUUAAAAAAUUCACCAACAAUGUACAAAAAUUCUUCAGGUGAAUUUUUUGUACAUUGUUCAGGGGUCACCUGAAAGGUUCACAGUUGACAUGAUACUUAGUGGUUUUUUAUCCUGUUGGCACACUAUUAUGUCAACUGUACAUAAAUAGGUUAAGAAUGUAUGAUGCCACCUUUGUAACAAUCCCUUAGUUAUCUGCCAGAAUAAUAAUAAUUAUUGUUGUUGUAGGGUUUAUGUGAGGACUACAGCAGUGGCUGACAUAAUCAUGUGAUUUUCAAAGAUCACGUGUAUAAUUGAGGGCAAACAACAUUUUUUUAAUGUUAAAAUGAUUUUCCAACAUUAUUUCAAUGUUGAUUCGGUGUUGAAGCAAUGUUAAGUGUCCAACUGUAGCAUCUGUCUGUAGCAGUAUGAAAAUGUCAUCCUUGGUGGAAGAUCACCAACUGUACUUGUGACAGAAUCAGGGUUAUUAUCAUUUGAGUUGUGGGUCAUAUUGGCCCCAACCUGUUCUAAACAGACCAUUAAGACUAAGGUCUGUGAGGACUGGGCACCAAACCUAAUAGUUACGGUAGUCAUCUGACAACUCAUUGUCAUUUAUCACCAGAUAAAUGUAAAUUACUUAGAGCUUUUCCCUUUUGAACUGUGUAAUUUGAUAUUUCUGUUUAGUGACUUGGUAUAUUAUGGAAAACUAUACAGAGGUCUAGAGUUGGAUUAAUGGUGAAGAAAAUCAUUAAUGAUUUAUGCUUUCCCUACAGUAAGACAAGCUCUACAUCCCGCAAGUGAAAUGUGAAAAUGUCAAUGACAAAUAUGACAUUUUUCUUUUGUCAUGGAGUUGUUUGCUCCUUGACAAGAGAACACCACACCAUCUGUGUUGGUUAAUCAUUACCCCAGAACAUAGUAAGCUAUUCAAUUUACCCCCUUGUCCCUCUCAUAGUUUAGUCCUACUUAAGGUGAUCAACAGAAAUAUUUCAUUGUGCCUUUGUUUUCUCUCAAAAAUUAUUUUCAUGCAAAGUUUUUUCCUUAAAACAAAUAAGGUAUUGUAAUUAAAAUCCUGUGUGCUGUAUAUUACACUCACCAUGGCACAUGUUUUUAGUUUUUCUGCACCAACUACACAACAGCUUGUACCAUACUCCUAUCAUUAUUGUUGUCAGUUAACCCCUUCACUACAGGAAUGCCACUUUUAAUAUUUUAUUUGCCUAAUGCCAGAUGAUUUUAUUCAGCACAGAGGGGACCCUGUACACAAGGGGUUAAUGAUAGUGUUGUGGUAUAAUUAUAUGUUAACUUUGUACCUUUAAGUUUUUAAUGUCAAAUUUCAGUAAUGAAACAUAAUAUAGUUAGCACACUUCAUGGGCAUGAUCAUUUAUAAAUACAGUACCCAAUUACCUCUGAAAAUGAGUCACUAUGAACAACUUUACACAAUUGAUAUUUACAUAAUUUAAUAGUGCUUAUUUCACUUCCCUAAAGACAGCACAUAUGAUGCAAUUGCACAUGCAGGUUAGCUUAACUUUCUUGAAACAGCUUAAUGUAUAUUGAUAUUCACAAAUGCUUGAAAAAAUAACUUGUAACUAUAGUACUGUAUUUGAAGAAAUAGACAUUAUCUGUUCA
Homarus americanus (American lobster) is the source of this 5850-nucleotide messenger RNA. RefSeq names its product small G protein signaling modulator 3 homolog. Gene Ontology annotation, molecular function: protein binding. The transcript has 17 exons. The coding region runs from base 142 to 2565 and encodes 807 amino acids. The record is from RefSeq and is a predicted model, not a curated record. Lineage: Eukaryota; Metazoa; Arthropoda; Malacostraca; Decapoda; Nephropidae.